Drosophila innubila is the source of this 1420-nucleotide messenger RNA. RefSeq names its product opsin Rh3. The transcript has a single exon. Bases 48 to 1190 code for a protein of 380 amino acids. NCBI's taxonomy places the organism in Eukaryota, Metazoa, Arthropoda, Insecta, Diptera, Drosophilidae. Gene Ontology annotation, molecular function: G protein-coupled receptor activity. The record is from RefSeq and is a predicted model, not a curated record. Gene Ontology annotation, biological process: visual perception; G protein-coupled receptor signaling pathway. Gene Ontology annotation, cellular component: membrane.
ACCGGGCCUGCAAAGUGGUUUACUGUUUGUUGGUUCGUCAAUGGAGAAUGGAGUAUAAUAUAAGUGGGAUCGGAAAUGUAUCGACAGUGCUGCGACCGGAGGCACGUCUCUCGGCCGAGUCUAGGCUGCUGGGCUGGAAUGUGCCGCCGGAGGAACUGCGUCACAUACCCGAGCACUGGCUGACGUACGCAGAGCCGCCAGAGUCAAUGAACUAUCUGCUGGGCACACUCUACAUAUUCUUCACGAUUAUGUCGCUGAUCGGCAAUGGUCUGGUCAUCUGGGUAUUCUCGGCCGCCAAGUCGCUACGAACUCCGUCCAACAUUCUGGUCAUCAACCUGGCCAUCUGUGACUUCCUGAUGAUGUGCAAGACACCAAUCUUCAUCUACAACAGCUUCAAUCAGGGCUUUGCCCUGGGCAAUCUUGGCUGUCAGAUUUAUGGCAUCAUUGGAUCCUACACGGGCAUCGGAGCUGGUGCCACGAAUGCAUUCAUUGCCUACGAUCGCUACAAUGUGAUCACAAGACCCAUGGAGGGCAAGAUGACACAUGGAAAGGCCAUUGCCAUGAUCAUCUUCAUCUAUAUGUAUGCCACGCCCUUUGUGGUCGCCUGUUACACGGAGACAUGGGGUCGCUUUGUGCCCGAGGGAUACUUGACCUCCUGCACCUUCGACUACCUGACGGACAACUUCGAUACGCGUAUGUUUGUGGCCACCAUAUUCUUCUUCAGCUUCGUCUGCCCCACCUCAAUGAUCCUCUACUACUACAGCCAGAUUGUGGGCCAUGUUUUUAGCCACGAGAGGGCCCUCAGGGAUCAGGCCAAGAAGAUGAAUGUGGAGUCACUGCGCUCCAAUGUGGACAAGAAUAAGGAGACGGCAGAGAUUCGGAUUGCCAAAGCGGCCAUUACCAUUUGCUUCCUCUUCUUUGUGUCGUGGACACCCUACGGCGUCAUGUCACUCAUCGGCGCCUUUGGAGAUAAAAGCCUAUUGACUCCGGGUGCCACAAUGAUCCCGGCCUGCACCUGCAAAAUGGUGGCCUGCAUAGAUCCAUUCGUGUAUGCCAUCAGCCAUCCCAGAUACCGCAUGGAGCUGCAGAAGCGUUGUCCCUGGCUCGCAAUAAGUGAGAAGAAUCCCGAGUCCACCUCAGUGGCAUCCACGUCAACCACACAGGAGCAACAACAAACAACCGCAGCGUAGGGACAUUAAGGAAUAUAUUCCAAAGGACUUUGAGAUAAAACUAAACCUAAACUCGUAAUACAAUAUGCCAGGCAAAUGCUAUAACAUUAACUCAAGAAAGAAAAAAAACAAAAAACACUGAAGGAGAACAAGAUUCAUCUUUUAACUUACAAUUAUCAUUUGUAGAAAUCUGUUAUAUUGUUAUGAUAUUAAAUAAAUAGUGAAUUAUUGCAAGCAAAGAAUGAAGAAAA